Messenger RNA from Trichechus manatus latirostris (Florida manatee), 1278 nucleotides. It is a transcript of the gene MEIS3, whose product is annotated as Meis homeobox 3. The transcript is spliced from 13 exons. Bases 1 to 1278 code for a protein of 425 amino acids. NCBI's taxonomy places the organism in Eukaryota, Metazoa, Chordata, Mammalia, Sirenia, Trichechidae. The record is from RefSeq and is a predicted model, not a curated record. Gene Ontology annotation, biological process: positive regulation of cell population proliferation; brain development; positive regulation of transcription by RNA polymerase II. Gene Ontology annotation, molecular function: DNA-binding transcription activator activity, RNA polymerase II-specific; RNA polymerase II cis-regulatory region sequence-specific DNA binding.
AUGGAUGAGCUCGGCCGGCGGAGGGGCGGCACGGCUGGGGGACCCACCAAGAUCAAUGUUUCCUUUUCCUGGAGCCUGGCCAGGGACGGGGAGGCCGUGGGGAUGCUGGGCAACGCGUUUAUGAAAGGCUUGGGCCUCUCAGAGCUGGUCCUGGGGUCCCUGGAGUACAAUGAGCUGCCCCACUACCCUGGCAUCGUGGAUGGCCCCGCAUCCCUGGCUGGCUUCUCCGAGGCGACGAGAGCCCCGGGACCCUACGGCUCCCACCGGCCUCCCCAGCCCCCACCCCCAGGCUUGGACAGCGAUAGCCUGAAGAGCGAGAAGGACGAGAUUUAUGGACACCCGCUCUUCCCCCUACUGGCCCUGGUCUUUGAGAAGUGUGAACUGGCCACAUUCUCGCCCCGUGAUGGGGCUGGGGCUGGGCUGGGCACACCCCCCGGCGGGGACGUCUGCUCAUCGGAUUCCUUCAACGAGGACAUUGCCGCCUUCGCCAAGCAGGUCCGCUCUGAGAGGCCCCUCUUCUCCGCCAACCCAGAGCUGGACAAUCUGAUGAUACAGGCCAUUCAGGUUCUCCGGUUCCACCUGCUGGAGUUGGAGAAGGUGCACGACCUGUGCGACAACUUCUGUCACCGCUACAUCACCUGCCUCAAGGGAAAGAUGCCCAUCGACCUGGUCAUUGAAGAUCGGGAUGUUGGCUGCAGGGAGGACCUGGAGGACUACCCAGCUUCCUGCCCCAGCCUGCCAGACCAGAAUAAUACAUGGAUUCCAGACCAUGAGGACAGUGGGUCUGUACAUUUGGGUACCCCGGGUCCAUCCAGUGGGGGCCUGGCCUCACAGAGUGCGGACAACUCCAGCGACCAAGGAGAUGGGCUGGAUACAAGCGUGGCCUCUCCCAGCUCUGGGGGAGAGGACGAGGAGUUGGACCAGGAGCGGCGGCGGAACAAGAAGAGGGGUAUCUUUCCCAAGGUGGCCACCAACAUCAUGAGAGCCUGGUUGUUCCAGCAUCUCUCGCACCCCUACCCCUCGGAGGAGCAGAAGAAACAGUUGGCACAAGACACAGGGCUCACUAUCCUGCAGGUCAACAACUGGUUCAUUAACGCCCGGAGACGGAUUGUACAGCCAAUGAUUGAUCAAUCCAACCGCACAGGGCAGGGUGCAGCCUUCAGCCCAGAAGGCCAGCCUGUGGGGGGCUACACAGAGACUCAGCCACAUAUGACCAGCAGGCUGUCAGGAUCGAUGGGAAUAAGUUUGAACUUAGAAGGAGAGUGGCAUUAUCUAUAG